GACCGGCAUGGACCGAAACUCCGCUUGCUUUACAUUUGCGCGCUUGUUUCCUGAUUUUCGACAACAAAUUUGCGGGCCAUCUCUUUUCUAUCUGUCCAUCAUGUCCUCUAACGUGCCCAUUGCUCAUGGUGAUAUUACAGCACCGACUCCACAGAACACGCCCUUGACGCACGCUCCAAUCGCUGCUGGUCUUUCGCGUCCAACAGUCCCCGACAUCUCGGAAGAUAAUGAACCAGCCGAAGAUGAAAGUGAAGAUCCUGCUCAGAUAGCUGGUGCUCAGGCCGCGAUGUUGGGUCUUGUUCAAGGUCGUCUUGCAGAUCUUGUCGGAAAGAGCUCUGGGUAUAUUGAGAGUCUGCCCAUCGACGUGAAGAAGAGUGUAGAAGCCUUGAAAGGGGUUCAGGUCAAGCAAAAUGAGCUGCAGAAUCAGUACAAGCGCGAAUGCCUGGAACUUGAGAAGAAGUACCUCGAGCUUCAACAACCUCUAUAUGAGCGGAGAAACGCGAUUAUCUCGGGUGCUGCUCAAGCUACUGCCGAGGAGAUCGAAGCUGGCAGUCAAGCUUCUUUGAAGGAUGAUCCAUUAUACACGCCACUUCCCAGUGAUGAAGGCGCACCAGCAGCUAUCCCAGAGUUUUGGCUUACCGCACUUCGCAAUCAUGUUGGACUCUCGGAGAUCAUCACAGAACGAGACGCUAGUGCACUCAAGAACCUCACUGACAUUCGGUUAUCGUACCUUCCAAGUGACUCACCAAAACCCGGAUUCAAGAUCAGCUUUAUCUUCAGCCCAAAUGAUUACUUCGAGAAUGACGUUCUUGAUAAGACUUACCUCUAUCAGGAAGAGGUAGGCUAUACUGGUGACUUCGUGUACGAUCACGCGAUCGGCACGGAGAUUAAGUGGAAAGAGGAAAAAGACUUGACGAAGGAGUUUGAGAUCAAAAAACAACGGAACAAGAACACAAAUCGCACGCGACUGGUUCGCAAAGCACGCCCAACCGACUCGUUUUUCAACUUUUUCUUGCCACCUGUGCCACCUGAAAACGAGGGUGAGGAUAUGGAUGACGAGGACCUCGUUGAACUGGAGGAGAAACUGGAGAUGGACUACCAGAUUGGCGAGGACCUCAAGGAGAAGAUCAUCCCACGUGCCAUUGACUAUUUCACUGGCAAAGCCCUUGAAUACGACGUUAUGGAUGAAGACGAAGACGACUUUGACGAGCUGGAUGAUGAAGACGAGGACGGCCAGUUCGAUGACGAGGACUCUGAUUCUGAGGUUGAGUUGCCAAGACGUCGCGGUCCUCCCAAAGGCCGUGGCGGCUCGAGUGCUGGUGCUGUCAACCCCGAAGAGUGCAAGCAGCAGUAGGCGAACAUCCAUCCCAUCUCUACGAUUUGACACCACCCUCUAAAAUUUUCUGUCGUUGCAUUGUUGACAUGAAUUAAUACAAUCUCCUCCUGCCUGUUCUUACAUGUAAACACACCUUGCUGUGCAACUCUCAUUUUUUUCUGACGCAGAACUAGUUUUCAGUCGUUGCUCGAAUCUUUUCUACUAGCCCUAAUUAAUCAGGGUGUUGUAUAUAAAGGUCUUACGUGUUUGCUUCAGUUUGCACCUAGCAUAAUGGAACGUGACGAAUGGAUGUCCUAGGGGCUUCCUCUUUGUUUGCGAUGUACUACUUAGGACCGCUGUAUAUUUUUUUUUCAUAAAAUACA
This is a messenger RNA of Suillus plorans, 1698 nucleotides long. RefSeq names its product NAP-domain-containing protein. Gene Ontology annotation, biological process: nucleosome assembly. The record is from RefSeq and is a predicted model, not a curated record. Gene Ontology annotation, cellular component: nucleus; chromatin. The transcript has 5 exons. Lineage: Eukaryota; Fungi; Basidiomycota; Agaricomycetes; Boletales; Suillaceae. Gene Ontology annotation, molecular function: histone binding; chromatin binding. Bases 8 to 1354 code for a protein of 448 amino acids.